Messenger RNA from Coniosporium apollinis CBS 100218, 1296 nucleotides. RefSeq names its product dihydrolipoyllysine-residue succinyltransferase, E2 component. Gene Ontology annotation, cellular component: oxoglutarate dehydrogenase complex. Bases 1 to 1296 code for a protein of 431 amino acids. The transcript has 6 exons. NCBI's taxonomy places the organism in Eukaryota, Fungi, Ascomycota, Dothideomycetes. Gene Ontology annotation, biological process: tricarboxylic acid cycle. Gene Ontology annotation, molecular function: dihydrolipoyllysine-residue succinyltransferase activity. The record is from RefSeq and is a predicted model, not a curated record.
AUGCAAUGGUUUGAGCCUCCGUCCACUCGAGCGCAAGAGCAGGCGUACCUGACGAGUACCACAGCGGAGAAGAUCGUCAAAGUGCCGGAGAUGGCCGAAUCCAUCACCGAGGGCACGCUGAAGCAGUUCUCGAAGCAGGUUGGCGACUACGUGGAGCAGGACGAGGAAAUUGCCACCAUCGAGACAGACAAGAUCGAUGUAUCAGUCAAUGCGCCCGAGGCCGGCACAAUCAAAGAGCUACUUGUCAAGGAGGAAGACACCGUCACAGUAGGGCAAGAUCUAGUAAAGAUGGAACUCGGCGGCGAGCCUUCAGGUGGACAAUCCGAGACGGCCAAGCAGGAGCCCAAGGCGCCCGCAUCAAGUGACCAAGAAACCUCCUCGCAGCCAAAGGGCGGCCAGGAACAGGAAUCCAAGCCCCAGCAGCAGGAGGCCAAGCCAGAGCCUCCCAAGCAGGAAUCCAAGCCGCAACCGCCACAGCAGGAGAAGAAGCCAUCCCCGCCACCGCAGCCAACCAAGCAGGACAAGAAGCCGGACCCGCCAAAGAAGGAAAAGGACGAGCCGAAGAAGAUGGAGCAGCCGUUCGGAACCCGGGAGGAGCGCCGCGUCAAAAUGAACCGCAUGCGUCUGCGGAUCGCCGAGCGCCUAAAGCAGUCCCAGAACACCGCCGCAUCGCUCACCACCUUCAACGAGGUCGAUAUGUCCUCCCUCAUGGAGUUGAGGAAGCUGUACAAGGAUGAGAUUCUCAAGAAGACCGGAGUCAAGCUUGGCUUCAUGAGCGCUUUCUCGCGCGCGUGCGUCUUGGCGAUGAAGGACCUCCCAGCGGUCAACGCGUCCAUUGAGGGACCUGGCGGUGGGGAUACUAUCGUGUACCGGGACUAUGUCGAUAUCAGCGUGGCUGUGGCGACUGAGAAGGGCCUUGUGACGCCUGUCGUACGGAACGCUGAAUCGCUCGAUAUGGUUGGCAUCGAGAAGGCGAUUGCCGAUCUCGGAAAGAAGGCACGCGAUAACAAGCUGACCAUUGAGGAUAUGGCCGGUGGCACCUUCACAAUCUCCAAUGGAGGUGUGUUUGGCUCAUUGAUGGGCACGCCUAUCAUUAACCUACCGCAAACCGCUGUGCUCGGCCUGCACGCGAUCAAAGAAAAACCUAUUGCUAUUAACGGCAAAGUCGAGAUCCGACCUAUGAUGUACCUCGCUCUCACGUAUGACCACCGCCUUCUGGAUGGCAGGGAAGCAGUCACGUUCUUAGUGAAGGUCAAGGAGUACAUUGAGGACCCGCGCCGCAUGCUGCUCGGUUAA